Messenger RNA from Heterocephalus glaber (naked mole-rat), 2732 nucleotides. Lineage: Eukaryota; Metazoa; Chordata; Mammalia; Rodentia; Bathyergidae. The record is from RefSeq and is a predicted model, not a curated record.
CAGGCUGCGAGCGGCGGGCGGCGGGCGGCGGGCGGCGGGCGGCGAGGACGCAGGCUGCGGUCGCCAUCGGGGCGCUGGGUCCUAACGUGGGGGAUCCUUUCAAACCACAGCGUGAGACUUGGAGGCCGCAGGCGCGCUGGGGCCCCGGAGCUGGAGCCCAGAGCGAGGGUAGGCUCGGGGUAGGCGCGUCCUCAUCUAUCGGCCACCUCUCUCCAAUCCCGGCUAGGCCCUCAUUUUUCUCUGUGAUCUUGAGAAAGUUGCAGAGCCCUUUGGGCCUCCUGUGGAGAGAGUGAUAUGUUAUCCCCUUGCAAUUUCUUCUCCAUCACCAAGGCUGAGGCUGAGAGAGGAGAUCCCUAUGGAACAGGGCCAGGCUGCCAUUAUUUCCUCUCCAAAGACCGCGACCCACUGAAAAAGGCUGCUCCAGGAUCUGAGAGGACCCGGGCUCCUUUCCCCCUCUGUCCCUGCUGCGCGACCUUGGACAGCUGCUUUGACCCUCCCGGCCUCCUCAAAGCUGUGCUUAGGUGCUGUGGAAGGUCACGGAGCUCACCUGUUAUUGAGCACCUGCUGUUCGCCAUGCUCCUCGGAUGGGCCCAGUGACCCUGGAAGGAAGCCCCCUUCCCGACCCCAUUUAGAGGAUGGAACUGAAGCACAGAAAGGCCCAGUCAGUGGCCGCUGGGAUGGGACCCUCUACCACCACCCGAUGCUGCAAAUAAUGGGUUCUGGGGGGAGGACAGACUGCCAGUGUGGCUUUUCCGUAACCACAGGGGGUAACCAAAGCCACCACCAUGGCCGUGGGGAACAUCAACGAGCUGCCCGAGAACAUCCUGCUGGAGCUCUUCAUGCACGUGCCCGCCCGCCAGCUGCUGCUGCACUGUCGCCCGGUCUGCAGCCUCUGGCGGGACCUCAUCGACCUCGUGACUCUCUGGAAGCGCAAGUGCCUCCUCGAGGGCUUCAUCACCGAGGACUGGGACCAGCCUGUGGCCGACUGGAAGGUCUUCUACUUCCUGUGCAGCCUCCGAAGGAACCUCCUGCACAACCUGUGUGCUGAAGAGGGGUUUGAGUUCUGGAGCUUGGACGUGAACGGCGGUGAUGAGUGGAAGGUGGAGGACCUGUCCUGGGAGCAGAGGAAGGAAUUCCCCAGUGACCAGGUCAAGAAAUACUUCGUGACUUCUUAUUACACCUGCCUCAAGUCCCAGGUGGUGGACCUCAAGGCUGAAGGGUACUGGGAGGAGCUCAUGGACACCAUGCAGCCAGACAUUGAGGUCAAGGACUGGUUUGCAGCCAGGCCGGACUGUGGCUCAAAGUACCAACUGUGCGUCCAGCUGCUGUCAUCCGCGCACACACCUCUGGGGACCUUCCAGCCAGACCCUGCGAUGAUCCAGCGGAAGAGUGACGCCAAGUGGAGAGAGGUCUCCCAUACGUUCUCCAACUACCCUCCUGGCGUCCGCUACAUCUGGUUCCAGCACGGCGGCGUGGACACUCACUACUGGGUCGGCUGGUACGGCCCAAGGGUCACUAACAGCAGCAUCACCAUUGGGCCCACACAGCCCUGAUGCCUCCCUGAAUCCCCAGCCACAGAACCCUAAUGGGUAAACUGCUCUCGGAGCGGGGCUGGGCCUGGGAAGGGAAGGAGGUGUGCAAGCCAGGUGUCCCCAGACCUGGACCCCAGCUGCUCCUUCCUCAGUGGCCAGCAGCAGGACAGCUCUUCACUGACACAGACCUGAAAGAUUACAGGAGCCCUCUAGAGAUGGAGCAUCCAAGGUUAGGGGAGUGCAAGGGGUCCCCCAGGCUCUGAGAGGGGGGCUCCAAGCUCAGACACCAGCCUAGAUCUGUGCCUCUACCUACACACAUGCACAGAGCCCAUUCUCAGGGUAUUCCUUGGGGGCCCUUGGAGCAGGGCCAAGUAAGGCAUCAGUGUGACUGCCUUUGACAGUGCAGAUGUUGGGGGGUGGGGUGGGCCUGCAACCAGACAGAUGUGGGAGAGAGGAGAGCUCUCAGAUGGUCCCCACCCCAUUCUGCCACUCAUAAGUGUCCCCCACUCCUCCUGCCUUCCCAGAAGAGGUGGCUGUGGCUGGGUUUGUGAAGAACGAGGCAGACCAGAAGUGGGUGGCGUCCAGAGGGGGUGGACUGUCCCAAAGCCAGACGGGCACCAGGUGGGGGCUGGGCUCUCCGGAGGCCCCAGGGAGUCCUCCACAGGCAUCCCAGGGAAUCUGGGCUCAGGACCUGGCUGAGACUCUGAGGGUUGGGAUUUGGGAGCCCAGGGUGAAUAGGGUGGAGCAUUUUCUGGGGCCACCUGCCCACCUCCAUCCCCUGGCCAGGCCCCCUGCCCCAGAAGUGCCAUUCCCAGGGUUUCCCACCAUGCUUCUGCCUCCCUCCUGCAGGAAGGACUGAAACCUACUGCAUGCACUCAAAUAAAGGUGUUCCCAGCCCUGCUGUCCCUGUGCCACAGGCAGGGGGCAGGCCUGUGGCUACAAAGUGUGGCUUCUGUCCAGAGAGGGCCUGACAUUUAAGGGGCUGGAUCCCAGAGCCUGGUCACAGCAAGAUCCCUCAGCCACAUGCAGACACCUCACUCCACGGAACCCAUCAGUACACCUCCCGCUGGCUGUGCAGUGCCACCCAAGCUGUGCUUCUGAUGUCACUCUCUACCAAGAGCUUUACUGACCUUGGAUGCAGCCGAAGCAUUUGGAAUGGUCCCUCGCAUACAGUAGGUGCUCAAUAAAUGCUCAAAUGUC